This is a messenger RNA of Linum tenue, 2343 nucleotides long. The record is from the annotation of a GenBank genome assembly. Lineage: Eukaryota; Viridiplantae; Streptophyta; Magnoliopsida; Malpighiales; Linaceae.
CACCAUUCUCCAUUUCCUUUCUCUUUUCUUCUCAUCACGCGUCAACCCCAUCCCUCUUCCCAAAAAAUACCACCUUCCCCUCUCUUCCUCUGAUUUCUCCGAACAAGUCCCCAAUUGUCGAUCCUUCCUUCAAUUGUUGUUGGUGAUUCCCGCUUUAGAGCUCAAGGCUAGAGAUCCUCUCUAGACUCACCCUUUCGGUAAAACCUCACUGCCUUUACUUUCGUUAUUUUGGGUAAAGAAGGGUUCUUUGGCUGUUUUCUGGGCAGGGUUUCUCUCGUUUCUCGUCUUUCGUACGAGGAUUGUUGGUGGGUUAUGCGUUUGGCCGUUUGGAUAUCCGAUUCAGUUGUUCUAGAUCGUUCUGGUCAACCGGGUUGUUAUAAUUUCCCUCUUCGGGGUUCUUGCUUUGCUUAGUUGAUCAUUUGCUCUGAUUGAUGGGUUCAGUGGAGGUUAGUUCUGGCUUUGAUUGAACACACCUGGUGCUGCUAAUUAUGGCUAAUGAUGCGGCAGCUUGUGCCGAGAGGGCGACUAGUGAUAUGCUGAUUGGUCCUGAUUGGGCUAUCAACAUUGAGCUUUGUGAUAUCAUUAACAUGGAUCCUAGGCAAACAAAAGAUGCAUUGAAAGUACUGAAAAAGAAGCUAGGCCACAAAAAUCCAAAAAUUCAAACGCUCUCUCUUUUUGCACUGGAGACUCUUACCAAGAACUGUGGUGAGAAUGUGUUUCAACUGAUAAUUGAGCGUGAUAUCUUGAAUGAUAUGGUUAAGAUUGUGAAGAAGAAGCCAGAUUUGCAUGUUAGAGAAAAGAUACUUACUCUGAUAGACGCAUGGCAAGAAGCACUUGGGGGGCCAACGGCCCGGUACCCUCAGUACUAUUCUGCAUAUAAUGGACUAAGGGCUGCUGGGAUUCAAUUCCCACCCAGGGAAGAAAAUAGUGUGCCACUGUUCACUCCUCCCCAAACACAGUCAAUAGCACCUCCACCUGUUGCGUAUGAAGAUGCUGCAAUUCAGGCAUCUCUCGAGGCUGAUGAUUCUGGUCUUAGCUUACCCGAGAUUGAAAAUGCUCGUGGCGUAGCCGAAGUAUUAAUGGAAAUGCUUAGUGCCUUGGACCCUAAGAACCCUGAGGGUUUGAAGCAAGAAUUGAUCGUUGAUCUCAUUGAUCAGUGUCGUUCCUAUCAUACACGAGUAAUGCUUCUUGUGAAUAACACAGCGGACGAAGAACUCCUUGCACAGGGACUGGCAUUGAAUGAUAACUUGCAGCGCGUCAUUAGCCGCCAUGAUGAUAUUGCCAAUGGAACUGCUGCUCAAGUUGGAUCUCAAAAGACAGAAGCCCCAUUGGUGCCACUUGUUAAUGUUAACCACGAAGAUGAUGACUCAGAUGAUGAUUUCUCCCAGUUGGCUCAUAGAUCAUCGAGGGAGAACUCGCAUGGACAAGGCCGGAAGCCAGCCAGUGUCAGGACGCCGCCACGUGGUGCCACUCCAUUCCUCGCUCCACCACCUUCAUCGAAGAAGCCGGUGAGCUCAGAGGCUGCCGCGGUUGACUAUCUCAGCGGAGACCUGUAUAAAUCUGAAAGAGGAUCAUCCCUCGACGACACAUUAGAACCACCACCUUUCUCUGUGCCAGCUCAUCUCAGACCGCGCUCCUCCUCCCCUCCAUAUUCCCCUACGUCAUCUCCUCCACGGCCUCCACCUCCUCCGCCUUUUCUAAAUUCCACACCUCCCAUGUUUGCCGGAAAGCCCAUAUUUGACGAGCCAGCUCCGCGGAGCAAAUCUCCUGAGCAGCUACCUCCAGCUCCAUGGGAAACACCAUCUACUGUAAGUCUUCCACCCCCACCCGCCAGGCAUAAUCAGAGACAGCAAUUUUUUGAUCAAGCUGGUGGAAGUAGCGGUUCUGGUUCGUCUUAUGACAGCUUAGUUGGUCAAGCUCAGAACUUGUCUCUGAAUUCGUCUACUACACCGAAGAAGGAUGCGAAGCCAGAGGAUGUCCUGUUUAAAGAUCUUGUUGAUUUUGCGAAAGCGAAGUCGUCGAGGCCCCCCAGCGAUAGAUCAUUUUGAGGUGUGAUGGCUUUAUUGGUACAGGUUGAGAUUACUACUUUCAUAGGCACCCGGGUUUCACCCCUUUAGUUCGUUGAGAUUGAUGUGACUUAAUAAAAAAGGCUGGUUCAAGCUUUUGGUACAUGUAUGGUGAGUAAGGUCUUGUUAGUCAUCGGGAUCUGAGGUUCAUAAUAGGUGAAGAGUAAACUGCUUGCAUGUUUACUCUUUGACUGGAUUCGUUCUAUGUAUCAUAUUCUUCUGCUCUUUGAAUCCUUUUAAUGACUUUCUAUAAACCCAUUAAGCUUUCUGUGCUCUA